AUGAAACGUCGCUACCAAACCUUCCGUUUUUAAGAUUUACUAAGGAAAAUCAUAUUUCUGAAGAUAUCAUCAUAUCAUUAUGUAGUAAUUCUAUACUUGCACAAACAUAAUCUCUGUCCAUUCUCCAUUUUCAUUUUCCAUUCAAAAUUUCAUUCACAACUACAACGAGAAACAUGCAGCGAAAUUUCGGCGUCAAGAAGCAGAAAGAGCCUCCUCCUCCUGUUCAAGUUUCUUCUGCGAGGGCUGUUGACUUAAUCCAAGAAGUCAAAGAGUUACAAAGGUUUAACUCUCAGGAGCUUAGUAAGUUGUUAAAAGACUCUGAUAAUUUCACACUCCAUAUUACAACAAAUGGUAUAUCAAUGCAGAUUGACAUGGACAAAUUGGUACGAUUCCUUCCGUUGCACCUUAAUGCUGUGCUUUUGUCCUCACAAAGAGAUGAAGCCUCACUAAGACAUCUGUUAUCUGGACUCCGUCUUUUAAAUACUUUAUGUGAAAUAGCUUCUCGUCACCCUAAGCUUGAACAGAUUUUGCUUGACGAUGUGAAAAUGUCAGAGCAGCUGCUGGAUUUGGUGUUUUAUUCACUUAUUGUCAGCUGUAAACAGGAGUACAGUUCAUCUGGUGCUAUGCCCCUUCUUUAUUCGGCAGUUGUAGCUUGCAGUAUGUAUCUUCUGACCACUUGCAUUUCGUCACAGUGGAAUGAACUUUCCUAUAUUCUCCUUGCACACCCUAAGGUGGACAUCUUUGUUGAUGCAGCCUUUGGAGCUGUCCGCAAGAAUAUCAACUUCCUUCAGAUCAAGUUGUCAACAGAUGAAAAUCAAUUUAAUUCAAAUCUUAGUCAGAGUGCUGAUAAAAUAGUUAACUUCUAUUGCCUGCAAUGUGAGGCAUCUUUGCAGUUUCUCCAGUCGUUGUGUCAAAAUAAAUCAUUUCGAGAACGACUUCUGAGGAAUAAGGAACUUUGUGGAAAAGGAGGAGUCCUUCAUCUUGUUCAAGCCACGUUGAAAUUGAAUAUCUUGCCAUUGUUGGACUCUAUUUCAGUGGUAGCUGCUAUUUCUAGGCUAAAAGCUAGAGUCUUGUCCAUUCUAUUACAUCUCUGUGAAGCUGAAAGUGUUUCUUAUCUGGACGAGGUGGCCAGCGUACCUGAAAGUCUGGAUUUGGCAAAGUCUGUUGCUGUUGAGGUUAUUACAUUAUUGAAGACCAUGCUCAGCAGAGAUUCUAAACUGUUGGAGUGCCACUCGGGCAAAGCAUACCCAAGGGGACCAUUACAGCUCAAUGCAUUACGCCUGGCAGAUAUCUUCUCUGAUGAUUCAAAUUUUAGAUCCUACAUUACAACAUACUUUGCUGAAGUGCUGGCAGCAAUCGUGUCAAACCCUUACCAACAGUUUUUGUCUAGUUGGUGCUCAUCUGAAUUACCUCUGAAGGAAGAAGAUGCUUUAUUGGAAUAUGAACCAUAUACAAUGGCUGGUUUGAUUUUGGAUUUAAGUUCGACAUUGGAUACAACCAAUGCAAAAAUAUAUGAACCCAACAUUAUUCCAAUCAACAAUGCCCAAACUUCUUAUGCCCAUCAACGAACUUCUCUAUUGGUUAAAGUGAUUGCCAAUCUUCAUUGUUUUGUGCCGAAGAUUUGCAAAGAACAAGAGAGAAAUUUUUUUCUUCACAAGUUUCUUGAACGAUUAAAAUUUGAUUGGCAAGACCCGCAGGCUGGAUAUUCAUUCUGUUCUGAAACUCAAAAAGCUGCUAUUAUCUGCAAGAAUCUUCGUUCUUUGUUGGGUCAUGCAGAAUCCUUGAUUCCUACUUUUCUUAAGGAGGAAGAUGUGCAGCUUUUGAGGCUUUUCUUUACCCAAUUACAGUCGCUCAUUGGUCCAAUUGAUUAUGAAGUAAAUCGAGCACUGGAACUACAAAGUGCAAGAGACUGUUCUCUACAUCGAAAUGUGGAUCUUGAUUAUAAGACGAGACACCCUAAUCUGAGAGAAGUUACGUCGGAAAAUUCAGCUGUCCCUGGGGUGGACACUCCUUGCACUAAAGCUGAGACUACAGCUGAAGUUGAUGGUGCAGGGUACGAGCAGAAGACAUUUGGAAAUAAGUCUAUGAGACCUUUGGCUGACGGUUUAGCAGAGACACAGAGGGAGGCUCAAAAUGCAGAGACAAGUGGUGAUUCAAGUUCCACAACUGGAAAGAAGCCCUCUGGUCAAGUUGCUAAUGGGGAAAUUUCUAAAUCAAAUGGAAAUUUUCGAAAAGCUGUUGGACGUAUUCAGGAUGAUGAAAAGGUGGUAAGGAAACGUAAGCGCUCUAUAAUGAACGAUAAACAAAUAUCGAUAAUUGAAAGGGCACUGCAGGAUGAACCUGAUAUGCACAAGAGCACAACUUCUUUACAAUCAUGGGCUAACAAAUUGAGUAUCCAUGGUUCUGAAGUGACACAUAUGCAGCUGAAAAAUUGGUUGAAUAAUAGGAAAGCGAAGCUUGCACGAGCUGCCAAAGAUGGCCGCCCGACAUCUGAGGAGAAUACUAAAGCUGACAAGCAAGUCACCCCUCUCAGACGAACAAUUUCUGAUUCUCCAGAAAGCUACAAUGCGGACUUUCCUGUUUCCUCCAUGGCCAAUAACCACUGCCAGGGAUCUGCAAAUGGGAGAACUGUUGGAGGGAUAAUUAUGACCCAAAAUCUUGUGGGUUUACACCCUGAAUCUUCGAGUAGAUUAAAUAUGCCAAAUGAAUGUCCUACUUCAAACGUGAGUUGUAUGAACUUUGCGGCAGGUCAGGAUGUUGUACUUACAGAUACCCAAGGGAAAGAAAUAGCCAAAGGAACUGUGUUUCAGGUGGAAGGUGAAUGGCAAAGUUGCAGUCUGGCUGAUACUCGAACUUGUGUUGUAGAUAUUACAGAACUUAAGUCUGAGAGGCUUGUGAGCCUUCCGAAUGCAUCAGUUGAAGCAGGAGCCACAUUUGAACAGGCUGGCGUAAAGAUUGGUAACAUGAGAGUGCUGUGGGAUUCUUGUCGGAUGCUCAAGCGAUAACGGUAUGAACUUCUGUUCCUUCAGUAAGCAAAUGAUUUCUAGAAAACUCUUAAUCAAGAAAACUGGCAAUGCUGAGCAGAAAGAAAUCUUGGAUGAAAAAUUUGGUAGCGUAAUGGUAGAGUUGUCUCCCCUCCGGCCUCCUUUCCCUGGACGCCUCUUUUUUGAGUACAGUGCCAUUUCUUGUAUAGCAUCUUUUUAACAUUUGGCUGUUAAUAUGCAAGAAUAACAUUGUAUGCCACCUUCCUUAUCAGCAAUUCGGCGAGUAACGCAUGCUUACCAAGAGCCAAGGCCAAGGUCCCGAUGAUAAUGAAAAUAUGCAUGGUUUUUUCUUUAUUUAAAACAUUGUGCUCGGAGGUGAAAGAACGGGAUAGACUGAUAAAUUUGUUCUGUGUAUAUGGCUUGUGAGGAGAAGAAAUGGAACGGUGCAAGUAACUUGCUACUUUUUUGGAGUAUAUAUGGGUAAAAGGUGAGCUUGCAUUAAUCUUCAAAAGUGAUUUAUGUAAAGAAAGGAAAAUGAAUCUUUCAAAUUUAUAAUUAAUGUAGUAUUUAAACUACAGUAAUUGGAAUUUUCAUUAUUAUUCUAUAUAUCAUCCCCUCACAAAAUUUUCCUAUCCAACAAAUUGUUGAAGUUGGAAAA
Amaranthus tricolor (Joseph's coat) is the source of this 3642-nucleotide messenger RNA. RefSeq names its product nodulin homeobox. The transcript is spliced from 16 exons. Gene Ontology annotation, molecular function: single-stranded DNA binding. Gene Ontology annotation, biological process: flower development. The coding region runs from base 174 to 3005 and encodes 943 amino acids. Lineage: Eukaryota; Viridiplantae; Streptophyta; Magnoliopsida; Caryophyllales; Amaranthaceae. The record is from RefSeq and is a predicted model, not a curated record.